Messenger RNA from Beauveria bassiana ARSEF 2860, 534 nucleotides. Its product is annotated as CSL zinc finger protein. The record is from RefSeq and is a predicted model, not a curated record. Gene Ontology annotation, molecular function: metal ion binding. The coding region runs from base 1 to 534 and encodes 177 amino acids. Gene Ontology annotation, biological process: protein histidyl modification to diphthamide. Lineage: Eukaryota; Fungi; Ascomycota; Sordariomycetes; Hypocreales; Cordycipitaceae. The transcript has a single exon.
AUGACAAGUCCCUCCGCGGGACGUCCAUCGCGGACCGCAACGCACUAUGAGGUCCUCGACCUGCAACCAGUCCUCCUCGGCGCCGCUGAGCCUCGAGAUGCGUCUACGCUCGUCAAGCGCGCGUAUCACCGGGCGCUGCUACGCAACCACCCCGACAAGGCUGCUGAGGCCGGACGCAAGCAGUACGACGUGUGCGUGUUCACAGUGGACCAAAUCAGUGACGCCUAUGCAGUACUGUCCUCCCCGCAGCGGCGCAAAGAGUACGAUGCCGGGCUGCGCUUGUCGAGGAUAGCCGGCGGCGGGGAGGACGAGGACGCCAAAUUUCAGACGGGCAUUGAAAAUGUCGAUUUGGACGACUUGGACUUUGACGAGGCCGGACAACGCUGGUUCAGGUCGUGUCGAUGCGGCAACGACCGCGGGUACUCGUUUGAGGAAGAUGAUCUCGUCGAGUCGAGCGAGGACGGCGUGUUGCUGGUGGGGUGCCAGGACUGCAGCCUGUGGCUCAAGGUGCACUUUGCAGUAGUCGAGGAGUAA